CGUAAAUCAAAUGCAUAGAAGAAAAAUAUUCCUAUUUUGAUGCGAAAAAGACGAUAAUCCCAAGUGAAUUCCAGCGAAAAAGAAGUCAGUAAUGCAAAGUGUGCAUCACGGAACAAAAGAACAGUGUGAAUUUCGUAGCAUAACUGUUUAACGGGGAGACUCAGUGAAAAAGUGAUGCCUUCUGGAAAUACAAAUUCGUCAUCGGAACAACAAACGUCGCAAAGUGGCGGCAGCGGAGAUAAUGCGGCAAACACGGAACCAUCCCCAAAUGCAAUCAUCACAAAUACGACGGCACCCGUAAGCAAGGGACGAGGACGUCCCCCGCGAAAACCCGUCGCCAUCGCAGAAACGACAAAAACUGGCGCUACGUGUACGUGGUGUGCGGAAGCAAAGGACCCGCUGCAGUACGUCUUGCCCACACAAAACGGCAAAAAGGAGUUUUGCUCGGAAAGUUGUCUCGGCGAGUUUCGCAAGGCAUACAGCAAGGGCGCCUGCAUUCAAUGUGAUAACGUAAUACGAACGCAAACGGCACCAAAUCGCGAAUAUUGCUCCACAUACUGCAUGAAUAAGCACCAAAAGAAGAACAACAACACUACAGCAAACAGCGGUAAUGCGUCUCCCGCUGCUUCGUCGCGUAAUGGCAGCAAUAAUAACAACAAUAACAACAACAAAGACUCGCUAAGUGAGAAUCAUGCGGCAACGGCAACGACGAGAAUCAGUCCGACGCUUACGUCGACGGGUCCUUUUCAGUACGAGAGUUUCACGAUUUUCAAUUGGGACGAUUAUCUCAAGGAAAAUGGGGGAAAACCGGCACCCGCGCAUUGUUUCAAGCAGGGAAAGUCGCCGCCGCAGAACGAUUUCAAGAUUGGCAUGAAACUCGAAGCGCUCGAUCCGCGAAAUGUCACGUCGACGUGCAUCGCUACAGUUGUUGGGGUUUUGGGCUCCCGUCUCAGACUACGCUUAGAUGGCAGUGAUAACAAGAACGAUUUCUGGCGACUUGUGGAUUCGAAUGAAAUUGCGCCCGUUGGUACGUGCGAAAGUUCGCACGAAAUGCUCCAACCGCCCUUAGGUUUCCGCAUGAAUGCGAGCAGCUGGCCUACGUUUCUCGCGAAAACGCUUGCGGGCGCCGAGCUUGCACCCAAAGAGAUAUUUAAGAAGGAGCCGCUUACACCAAAGUCUAAUUUAUUCGAGGUUGGUCAGAAGUUGGAAGCUGUCGACAAGAAAAAUCCGCAGUUAAUUUGUUGCGCAACCGUUGCCGCGAUCAAAGAUGAUCAGAUUUACGUGACGUUCGAUGGAUGGCGUGGCGCUUUCGAUUAUUGGUGUCGUUAUGACUCGCGUGAUAUUUUCCCAGUUGGUUGGUGUGCGAAAAGUUGUCAUCCGUUACAACCGCCCGGGCAAAAGAGCAAAUUAGAUGGAGGUCCGCAUCGCAGCAAAGCAGUUCGUCCUUCGUUAUCGCUCAGUACGACAGAUACUUUGACACCUGCGAGUCCCAUAACGGCGCAUUUUCAUCAUCAAUGCAAAGGAGGUCCUUUUAUUAACACAAGCAAGCUUUCUUCAAUGGUAACGGCGCCCACACGAGAGAAUCUCGCGAAAUUGUGCAUGCAAGAGAUUCUUGCUUCCUGCAAAGAUACGUCGCAAUUGUCACCGCUACUCUUUGCCGCAAUGGAAGGCGAUAUCUACAUAAUUUCGGUCGGCGACAAAAAUUAUACCGUCAAAAUUCCCACUGCAAUCCGUCAAAACGAUAAUGAGGCCUUAAAGGAAUUCCUGGUUACGCUAUGUUCGACGUGUCGCGCAUGCAAAAACUUGAUAACGCUCGAGCCGGGACCCGAUGCAUGCGAAAAUUGCUCCUCGUCGAGCAUGAAACGUGCGAUCAAACAAGAGCCCAGUAGUCCCGUAAGUCCCAAACGACGAUCUGUCGAAGUUGCGAGCGACGAAAGACGCUCCAUGGCACCGACAUCAACGACAAACAACACGCCGAUGGAGGUGAAAACGGAAGCUGUAACCAGCACGACGAACCGUAAGUCAAUGCAAUCCUUUCAAAAGGCAAAAAUUGACGAAAAACCUUUGUUAGGAACGCCGCAAACGCCGCCCGUAGCAACAGUUGCCCCCGAACAAAGUCAACCGACGCAGCAACAAGCGCAGCAAAGCACGCCCGUAAUACCGCAACAAACAAUUAUGUCGCCGCCAUCAUUGAGGGCACCGAUAACGGAAUGGGGCAUUGAAGAUGUCAUCACGUACAUUUCCGCUACGGAUCCCAGUUUAUCGAUACAUGCAGAGCUCUUUCGACGUCACGAAAUUGAUGGAAAAGCAUUCCUCUUGCUCAAUUCAGACAUGAUGAUGAAAUACAUGGGUCUCAAAUUAGGUCCCGCACUGAAAAUCUGCAAUUUGGUUAGCAAAGCAAAGGGACGACGACAGAGUAACAUCUCUGGAUAUGCAGUUUAAAUUGUUUCUAUUCGAGACUCAUCGCUCUUUGCACCAUUUCUUGCAGUUCUUUGGGAAGUUCUUGUAAUUUUUCGCCGUUACAUUCCUCGUUAGAAGCGAUUGUUUCGUUCACAGUGUCGAUUGUAUAUUCCGACGAUACGUCACUCAUUGCACUUUGUUUCUCGUAUUCGCUACUGGAA
Molecule: messenger RNA, 2621 nt
Organism: Culicoides brevitarsis
Lineage: Eukaryota; Metazoa; Arthropoda; Insecta; Diptera; Ceratopogonidae
Gene: Scm
Product: polycomb protein Scm
Exons: 3
Coding region: 175-2442 (755 amino acids)
Biological process (GO): negative regulation of DNA-templated transcription
Cellular component (GO): nucleus
Molecular function (GO): histone binding; chromatin binding; zinc ion binding
Source: RefSeq, a predicted model, not a curated record